Messenger RNA from Actinia tenebrosa (Australian red waratah sea anemone), 1392 nucleotides. Its product is annotated as protein N-terminal asparagine amidohydrolase. Gene Ontology annotation, molecular function: protein-N-terminal asparagine amidohydrolase activity. The record is from RefSeq and is a predicted model, not a curated record. Gene Ontology annotation, biological process: ubiquitin-dependent protein catabolic process. Gene Ontology annotation, cellular component: nucleus. NCBI's taxonomy places the organism in Eukaryota, Metazoa, Cnidaria, Anthozoa, Actiniaria, Actiniidae.
UUGACAAUAACAUGCGGCUCAAACAAAGAUUUCUGUUUUUAUAAUCAUAUGGAUAUUAUUAAUUUUUAUCCUGUAUGAUAUGAUCAAGAUGCCCUUGAUUAUACAAGGAGUAAUUCUAGAUGAUUAUGAUCUCUCCGUUACAAAAAUUACGGAAAAGUUUCCCGGUUUGAAGGAGGGAGCAAACCAAUUUYGGAAGCAGUCAGUGAAAGAGGUGCCAAGCGCAGGAUUGUUGUAUGUCGUACAGAGAGAAUAUGCUAUCGUGUCCUCAUCAGAUGAAAAUGUAACUGUGGUUGGCUCAGAGGAUGCCACAACAUGCCAUAUUGUCAUCCUUAGAAACAGAGGAACAGGUAUGACGAGUAUUGCACAUCUUGAUGGAAGUGGAAUGAAAGGCGCACUAGUAAACAUGAUAAAAGCCAUAACAGGACCAUAUGCUGACAACCCUGAUGAACAAAUUGAUUUACAUAUGUUUGGUGGGUUUCGUGAUGACAGAGGAACGUCAGAAGAAAUAUCCAAUGAGAUUUUAGACAUCAUACAGCAGCAGCCAACCAGAAUAAACUUGUGUACUGCAUGUAUUACUGACUUGAAUGAUAUUGAAGUAGAGGGACAGCACAGACCCAUUGUCUAUGGAGUAGCCAUAAAUGUUAAGACAGGAGAGAUGUUCCAAGCUACUUUUCCUGAUAAAGGACCAGGAGGCAGUUUACGUCAUGGAAGAAAUUUUACAGGUGGCAAAGAGGUUGUUCAAAUUUAUGAUUCAUCAGUUGGUGAGCUCCAGAUUGGACCUUUUGACUAUAAGCCAUUGCAAAAUGCUUCAUUCUUCCAAGACGCGCCUGACCACCUUAUAUUAAAGCAUCUUUCAACUUCACCACACUGUGAGCCAGCUGGCUUCUGUGAAGAAACAAGAGCCACCAUGAAGUACAUCACUGAUAAUCCAUCACCAUUAACAACAGUCUUCCCUGAUGGAUUGCCUCACAGAUAUGUGAGAAGUGGGAAUAAAUGGGAAAGAAUAAAAGAUAAUGAAUCAUAGUGUCCAAGGCACCAGGUGUAUGCCCUAGACUUUUGCAAACUCUGCCGACACCCUCUGCCUACAUGUAUCUACUUCAUUGCUCCUUCACCAAGCUUGAUGCAGCCUAGGAAUUUAAGAGGAAUUAAAUUUUGAAUUUAAGUUUAAUAUAGACUCUGACAAAUUUGAAUAAUACUGAAGAUACUAAAGAACUGAAUGUUGCAUGAUCAGGAGUUGUACAGGACUGCCACACCCAAAGUCGUUUGUUUCUAGCAGCCUAUCUAAAUGUAGGAGGUUUUGAAGAUAUAUCUUAUUUGUAAUAGUUGUAUGCCAAAAUAUUUUUUGUCAAGAUAAAUGAAAAUAUGAAUAAUAAUAUAAAAACAUUUUGUAAA